This is a messenger RNA of Salmo salar (Atlantic salmon), 2227 nucleotides long. The record is from RefSeq and is a predicted model, not a curated record. Lineage: Eukaryota; Metazoa; Chordata; Actinopteri; Salmoniformes; Salmonidae.
GGGAAGAGGGAGGAGUGCCGAGCAGAGAGCAAGGUUACACGUGAGAGCAGUCCAGAGAACGAAAGUAAGAGAGACAGGAGAGAGAGAGAGAAUAGCAGGACAGGUACGAUAGUGUGGAUUAUGGAGUUGAGAAGGUUUCAGUCUUACUUCACAAGUUAAUUACCUGUUGCUCACUGGAGGAGAAGAAAGAACAAAGAAAAGUGGAGAACAAAGAAAGAGUAAACAAUAAGGGCAACGGAGAAAGAGAGAGGCAUAGGGGAAAACCAGGGGGAUAGGGAGAGGGGGAACCAUGGGUAGAGAGAAAGGGAAGGACAACAGUUGAAUGUUGACAGAGGGAGUGAGGAUAUUAAUCAGGAGAUAAACAAAAAGGAGAGAGCGAGGGGAAAAAAGAAAAAAACAAAUAGAUACACAUUGACAGAGUGGACUGGACUUCAAUGAAGCACUGACAGCAAAAUAAAGGGUGAGAAAGAGAGAGAAAGGAGGUCACUGCAGUCCGAAGUAGGUGCUGUGCACUGUAAUUCCUUAAGCACACUUACUAUGCAACAGGAGAGUUAGGACAAGCAAAGACAGACAGACGUUCACUACACGAUUGAACCAUGUUGUUGAAGGAGUAUAGAAUAUGCAUGCCACUAACUGUGGAAGAGUAUAAGAUUGGGCAGCUGUACAUGAUCAGUAAACACAGUAAUGAGCAGAGCGGAGGAGGGGAGGGAGUGGAGGUGGUGAGGAACCAACCAGACACACAUCCCCAACACGGCCUGGGACAGCUCACAGAGAAACGCAUCUACCUCAAUAGUAAACUGCCAUCCUGGGUGAGUGUGUUUGUCCCCAGGGUCUUCUAUGUGACAGAGAAGGCCUGGAACUUCUACCCUUACACCAUCACAGAGUACUCAGUCUCCUUCCUUCCCAAGUUCAGCAUCCGUAUUGAGACCAGGUUUGAGAACAACAAUGGUGACAACAAUAAUGUAUUUGGAGACAGGCCCACCCCUGCAGAGAGCGUGAGCCACCUGGAUAUCCUCAUUGACCCCAUCCCUGACAAACACUACAAGGAGACAGAGGACCUGAGUCGCUGGGUGUCUGAGAAGACGAGCCGAGGCCCCCUGGUGGAAGGGUGGCGUAAGGACAGCACCCCCAUCAUGUGCUCCUAUAAGAGGGUGCAGUGCAGUUUCGAAGUCUACGGCUUCCAGGGCAAGACUGAGGACUUCAUACACAGGAACAUCCAGGACAUCCUACUGGUGGGACACAGACAGGCUGUGGCCUGGACAGACGAAUGGCACGGGAUGAGUUUGGAGGAUGUGAGAGAGUAUGAGCGACAGAUACAGGAACAGACCAACAGCAAACUCAAAUCAACCCAGAACAACAACACAGCCCCUCGUCCGGCAUACUCGCGCUCUAUGUCCGUCACAGAUGAGCGCUCUCUGAAGAAGAUGGGAGUGAAGACUAUGGCCAUGUCAGACCCCUCCACCUCCACAAUGCCUCAUAGCACUGUCCGCCUUAACUCCACCCCCGAGUAACACACACACGUUCAUACUGAUGCAUCAGUUCCUGCCUGCUUAAACCCCUCCAUGACAGUAACUACACUGCAUCAGUUUCUGCCUGCUUAAACCCCUCCAUGACAGUAACUACACUGCAUCAGUUCCUGCCUGCUUAAACCCCUCCAUGACAGUAACUACACUGCAUCAGUUCCUGCCUGCUUAAACCCCUCCAUGACAGUAACUACACUGCAUCAGUUCCUGCCUGCUUAAACCCCUCCAUGACAGUAACUACACUGCAUCAGUUCCUGCCUGCUUAAACCCCUCCAUGACAGUAACUACACUGCAUCAGUUUCUGCCUGCUUAAACCCCUCCAUGACAGUAACUACACUGCAUCAGUUCCUGCCUGCUUAAACCCCUCCAUGACAGUAACUACACUGCAUCAGUUCCUGCCUGCUUAAACCCCUCCAUGACAGUAACUACACUGCAUCAGUUCCUGCCUGCUUAAACCCCUCCAUGACAGUAACUACACUGCAGCAGUUCCUUUUUUUUACGGCCGUCCACCACAAACACAUUUAACCAAUAACGCUACACUGUCCACAGAAGCAGCACUUAGAGCACUCAGGUCCUACGCCUUUCUCCAGCUGUAACUAUAUAACCCAACCCCUGUUCUACCCCUUUCUCCAGCUGUAACUAUAUAACCCUAACCCCUGUCCUACUCCUUUCUCCAGCUGUAACUAUAUAACCCUAACCCCCUG